UUUCCUAACAGCGACUGCGCGUUCUCGCCCUUCGUGGGGAUGUCAGAGUAUUCUCCAUGACCGCCUCCUCCUCCAAUGAGGACUUUGGUGGCAGAUUGGAAAUGGGCUCCAGGCCUCUAUCCAACACUCUAGUUGGGUCUCGUAUACCGACCCUAACCCUCCUAUGGUUAAUCCUCGUGUUAUUCCGGAGGGCAAUGACCCAAAGGUAGCCGAGCUCAUAGUUCCUGGUGGGGGAGGGUUGUGUCGUCAAUCACUACAGCAGAUGUGUUCCACCAGAUGUAGCACGGACCAUCAUGGCAAUUCCCUUGCCCUACCUAGGUAUAGAGGAUAGACUGGUAUGGCAUGAUACAUGUGAUGGACUCUUCACUGUUAAGUCUGCUUACCACCUGGCUGUUUUGAUGGAUAGACAGGUGGGUUGCGGCGCCCCAUGGUAAGUUGGAUGGAUAGGGCGAGCUGGAGGCGAAUGUGGGAGCUUCAGAUCCCGCCUAAGCUAAAAUUGUACUUAUGGCAAAUUUUCCACUGUAUCAUGCCCACUACCGAAUCUUUGAUUGAGAAAAGGGUCCAGAUUUUGCCUCGAUGCCCGAUUUGUUGGGCGGAAUCUAAAACGAUGGAGCACCUCUUUUGGGAGUGUCCAAUUGUUGUGGCUCUUUGGACUCAUUCGGGAUUGGAGCAUCUGGGUCAUGGUUUGCCUCGACAGACUUUCCCUCUGUUCCUUAUAAAUUGCUUACUUCGGAUGACUCAGCGGGCCGAGAUUAUGGCUUUGGUGGCACUCCUGUGGCGGAUUUGGAAAUCUAGAAACUGGGUUUCCUUUGAGGGCAAGCUGAUCUUGAUUCCUCAACUGAUGCGCCAAUACCAUCAGCAACUCCAUGAACGGGUGUCUCUGCCAGAGGAUAGACUGGCCCCGGAUCGGCAUCCUUUGCAACACAAUCUGGAGGUGGUGGAUUUGACUUAUGUCGUUAUGUGGGAUGAGGCGGUUCGUGCUGAUUCACAUUCAGUGGGAGGAUUGAUCAUAAAGGACGGAGGAGGGCCUGUUCUCUUAGCAAGAGGAAUGGUGUUUGAAGACGUUGUUAACCCUCUUGUGGUGGAUACUAUUGUCCUCCGUGAACCUAUUCAGUGGUGUUAGAAUCUCGGCAUCACUCAAGUUCGCUUUGAAGGUUAUGUGAAGGUGCUCAUUGAUAAGAUUAAUGCAAUGGAUGCGCAAGAUAGUCGUGUUGGGGCUAUUAUCCAAGAGAUUAUGCGGUUGAUGGCGUUGAGUAGUGGCUUUAGUAUUCGAUUCGUGGGUCAGAUUAGCAAUAGGGUAGUCCAUUUAGUGGCUAGAAAGGCCCUUUCUUUGUCUCCGAUUGCGUGUCGCUUAUAUGAUUUUCGUGCUUGGGUUGGGUCUAGAAUGUAGUUCGUGAUCUUAUUAUCAAUGAAUAUAAUUAUCUUCUGUUAAAAUAAAAAAAGUGGUUGCUCUUUUGCAGUAAAAAGCCCUCCACUUGGUCACAUACUGUGGGAUAAUCAUUGAAUGGCUUUAAGCCUCCACUGCUUUAUGAUUCUCUUUGCAAAAUUCUAGCACGGACCCUCCGCAUCCUUUCAUCGAAAAUCUUCCAAACGCAUCCUUCAUCGAAAAUCUUCCAAUUCAAAGUACAAAGCCUACCCUAAUUAAGAAAAACAAAGAGAACAAUGUAGAGUCUUAAACCAGAUUCUCUUUGCAAAAUUCUAGCACUGACCCUCCGUCCAUUACAAGAAUUGAUCAUCCAACCCACAGAAGUGUAACGACUCAAAGAGCUUAACGGCACUGCAUCACCAUCAUCAUCAUUAAUUGAUGGUACUGUUCAUAGUUUGGUCCCAACCACAGAAUGCAAAACUUCCAGUCCAUGCCAAUUCUCUCUUUGUAGUUUUCCAAGACCAGAAAUGCACUCUCCGAGUAACACAAGACUUUCUUCCCCUCUUUUUUUCAUCACCCUCUAAGGGUGGAGUGGUCCUGGCAACCCAAGAUAACCCCACACACCACAGACAAAAUGGGAUAUAUAUGGAAUGGAAACUGGAAAGGGAAGAUGCAAUCAAAAAUCAACUAAAAUUCCUACACAAAAAAAAAACAACUAAAACAGUAAUGAAAAUAAUGGGCAUAA
Messenger RNA from Linum trigynum, 2111 nucleotides. NCBI's taxonomy places the organism in Eukaryota, Viridiplantae, Streptophyta, Magnoliopsida, Malpighiales, Linaceae. The record is from the annotation of a GenBank genome assembly.